AGCAAUUCACCAUCCACGGAUCCACCCAUCCGUAUCCGUGUUCCUCUCGCGUAGAAGUAACGAGCCUCGAGCUCGGUCGCGUGCGUCGCCGCAGCCGUUGCGUGGCGAAUUAAUUCUCUCCCCCCUCCUCCGCCCAUUCAGAGUUCAGACACCAUAUAGCCUAGCCGCCACCGCCACACCACCCUCCCACUCCGUGUGGCACCCGCCCGCCAAGAACCGGGGACAAGCAACCAGUCAUCUCGUCCAGUCCCACUGGUUCCUGGCGCACGCAUCCGUCGUGUCCAAGUCCAAUCAGGUGCCUUGAUUUCUCGGAGUUCUUGAGCUUGAGCCGGGACUGGGUGGUGCGGCGGUGAGGGCCGAGCGGUCGAGUUCUUGGCGAUUGGCGGCUGUACAUGAGGGGCUGUGCCGGGGGAGGGAGGCAACCUGGGGAAGGAGGCGGGGGAGGCGCUGGGGCUGCUGGGCUGCGUCAAUGAGGUGGUGGCGGCGGUGGCGGCGACGUGGGGGCCCAUGACCGACGGCGCGCGCGUGGAGGCGGCGCCCAGGCUCGCGCAAUGGCGCGUCGACGCGCUCCCCUGCUACACCUACCGCAAGUCCCUCCCCUUCCGCAUCGGCCUCUGGAACUGGUACCUAUCUGUGGAGAGAAACAACAAGCAAACUUGUGUUAAGCUCUUUGCAGAGAAUUCAAAUUCUGCCAAGAACGGCCACUCAGCCCCAAUAGCUUCCUUUGUCACCAAACUUCUCAUAUCUCUUCCACCUAAUCAACAGACUAUAAUCCACCCAGGAAUUUUUGACAAGCAGCUGAAACACGAAGGUUUUGUGUGGGCGAUUGAUAGUAGCGUUACGGGCAGAUUUGUCAUUGAGAUAGAGUUUCUUGACCUGAAGAUCGCUGAUCCAUCUGUAAGCACUGUCUCACUGUCUUCUUCUGGUUUUUUGUCAAAGGGUGGUGAACCGGCCUCAAUCUGGGCCUCCCAGCAGAUUAAGCAGUCUUCAGACAACACCGCUCUGUCCGCCCUUGCCCGGAUGCUGCACGACGACAUCCUCACCGACAUCACGAUCAACGCGGCGGACGGCAGCGUCCGCGCCCACCGCGCCAUCCUGGCGGCGCGCUCCCCGGUGUUCCGGAGCAUGUUCUCGCACGACCUCAGGGAGAAGGAGCUCUCCGCCGUGGACAUCCCCGACAUGUCCCUGGACGCCUGCCACGCCUUCCUCAACUACAUCUACGGCGACCUGCGCAGCGAGGAGUUCCUGGCGAACCGGCUCGCGCUCCUCCGCGCCGCCGACAAGUACGACAUGGCCGACCUGAAGGAGACCUGCCACGAGAGCCUGCUGGAGGACAUCGACACGGGCAACGUGCUGGAGCGGCUGCAGACGGCGCACCUGUACCGGCUGCCGAGGCUCAAGGGCGGGUGCCUGAGGUUCCUGGUGGACUUCAGGAAGGUGUACGAGAUGCACGACGACCUCAGCGCGUUCCUGCAGACGGCGGAGCGGGACCUCGUGGCCGAGGUGUUCCAUGGCGUCCUGGCAGCGUGGAGCGGGCGGUGAAGCGUGCCCAUGCCAUUUGCAGGGUUGCAGGUGUAUUUUCUGGAUUGGUUGGUUCAGAAUCAGGAGGACAGAAGCAUUAUUGUUUGGAGGAUUCUUGCUGGAAAAAGCAUGUACAUAUUUGCAAACAGUACAUAAUACGUGCCGGUGGUUGGCUGGCCUGGAAUUUACCGUGUAUGCCUUGAUUGGAUUUUGCUCUUAUCAUGUGGAAAUCUAAUUCAUGUAUGUAACAUAUUGCUCGAUUUGUAAUACAUCAGUCAUUAGCUGA
Molecule: messenger RNA, 1807 nt
Organism: Setaria italica (foxtail millet)
Lineage: Eukaryota; Viridiplantae; Streptophyta; Magnoliopsida; Poales; Poaceae
Product: BTB/POZ domain-containing protein At1g55760
Exons: 4
Coding region: 508-1542 (344 amino acids)
Molecular function (GO): protein binding
Source: RefSeq, a predicted model, not a curated record